This is a messenger RNA of Microcebus murinus (gray mouse lemur), 2979 nucleotides long. It is a transcript of the gene GCLC, whose product is annotated as glutamate-cysteine ligase catalytic subunit. Lineage: Eukaryota; Metazoa; Chordata; Mammalia; Primates; Cheirogaleidae. The record is from RefSeq and is a predicted model, not a curated record. Gene Ontology annotation, molecular function: glutamate-cysteine ligase activity. Gene Ontology annotation, cellular component: glutamate-cysteine ligase complex. Gene Ontology annotation, biological process: glutathione biosynthetic process.
GAGCGGAGGCCGGCACUGGGCAUGCUCCGCGGCGGCGCUGGUUUUGGUCACAAGUAGGAAGAAGCCAGUGCACGACACCGGCAAGGAGAAGCGGGACCCAACGCCGGGCGGCGGCCGUGGGGUCCGUUGCCGCCGCCUCGGCGCAGGAGCAGGGCGGGAGCCGGAGCGGGCGAGGGGCGAGGCCGCCGGGCCGAGAGCCGCCCAGCCUGCCCUCCUCCCGUCUUCUGCCUCUGUGUCCGCGCGGUGCGCCGGACCCCGGGUCUGUCACCUGGGCGCCAGGGACCCCCGCGCCGGGGAGCCGGGGCGGACGGAACCCUCCCUCCGCCGGCUGCGGCCCGUGGGCGCCCCCCCGGGGUGGAGCAGCCGCCGCCUUCUGCGGGCGGCUGAGUGUCCGGCUCGCGCCCGGAGCGAGCGGCCGCCGUCAGUCCCGAGGCGGCGGCGGCGGCGGCCAUGGGGCUGCUGUCCCAGGGGUCGCCGCUGAGCUGGGAGGAGACCAAGCGCCACGCAGACCACGUGCGGCGGCACGGGAUCCUCCAGUUCCUGCACAUCUACCACGCCGUCAAGGACCGGCACAAGGACGUCCUCAAGUGGGGUGACGAGGUGGAAUACAUGUUGGUAUCUUUUGAUCAUGAAAAUAAGAAAGUCCAGUUGGUCCUGUCUGGAGAGGAAGUUCUUGAAACUCUACAAGAGAAGGGGGAAAGGACGAACCCAAACCAUCCUACCCUCUGGAGACCAGAGUAUGGGAGUUACAUGAUUGAAGGGACACCUGGACAGCCCUACGGGGGAACAAUGUCUGAAUUCAACACAGUUGAGGCCAACAUGAGAGAACGCCGGAAGGAGGCCACUUCUAUAUUAGAAGAAAAUCAGGCUCUUUGCACAAUAACUUCAUUUCCAAGAUUAGGCUGUCCUGGGUUCACAGUACCUGAGUACAAACCCAACCCGGUUGAAGGUGGAGCUUCCAAGUCCCUCUUCUUCCCAGAUGAAGCAAUAAACAAGCACCCUCGCUUCAGUACCCUCACAAGAAAUAUCCGACACAGGAGAGGAGAAAAGGUUGUCAUCAAUGUGCCAAUAUUUAAGGACAAGAACACACCAUCUCCAUUUAUAGAAACAUUUCCUGAGGAUGAUGAGGCAGCAAGGGCUUCUAAGCCGGAUCAUAUUUACAUGGAUGCCAUGGGAUUUGGGAUGGGCAAUUGCUGUCUCCAGGUGACAUUCCAAGCCUGCAGCAUAUCUGAGGCCAGAUACCUUUAUGAUCAGUUGGCCACUAUCUGUCCAAUUGUCAUGGCUUUGAGUGCUGCGUCUCCUUUUUACCGAGGCUAUGUGUCAGACAUUGAUUGUCGCUGGGGAGUGAUUUCUGCAUCUGUAGACGACAGGACUCGGGAGGAGAGAGGACUGGAGCCACUGAAGAACAAUAACUAUAGGAUUAGUAAAUCCCGAUACGACUCAAUAGACAGCUACUUAUCUAAGUGUGGAGAGAAAUAUAAUGACAUCGACUUGACGAUAGAUAAAGAAAUCUACGAACAGCUAUUGAAGGAAGGCAUUGACCAUCUUCUGGCCCAGCAUGUCGCUCACCUCUUUAUCAGAGACCCUCUGACUCUGUUUGAAGAGAAGAUACACCUGGAUGAUGCCAAUGAGUCUGACCAUUUUGAGAAUAUUCAGUCCACAAAUUGGCAGACAAUGAGAUUUAAGCCCCCUCCUCCAAACUCGGAUAUCGGAUGGAGAGUCGAAUUCCGACCCAUGGAGGUUCAGUUAACAGACUUUGAGAACUCUGCCUAUGUGGUGUUUGUGGUUCUGCUCACCAGAGUGAUCCUUUCGUACAAACUGGAUUUUCUCAUUCCACUGUCAAAGGUUGAUGUCAACAUGAAAGUGGCCCAGAAACGAGAUGCUGUGUUGCGGGGAAUGUUUUACUUCAGGAAAGACAUUUGCAAAGGUGGCAACGCUGUGGUGGACGGGUGCGGCAAGGCGCAGAGCAGCGCGGAGCCCGCCGUGGAGGAGUACGCCCUCAUGAGCAUAGACACCAUCAUCAACGGGAAGGAAGGCGUGUUUCCCGGACUGAUCCCGAUUCUGAACUCUUACCUUGAAAACAUGGAAGUGGAUGUGGACACCAGAUGUAGUAUUCUGAACUACCUAAAGCUGAUUAAGAAGAGAGCAUCUGGAGAACUGAUGACAGUUGCCAGAUGGAUGAGGGAGUUUAUCGCAAAACAUCCUGACUACAAGCAAGACAGUGUAAUAACUGACGAAAUGAAUUAUAGCCUUCUUUUGAAGUGUAACCAAAUUGCAAAUGAAUUAUGUGAAUGCCCAGAGUUACUUGGAUCAGCAUUUAGGAAAGUAAAAAAUAGCGGAAGUAAAACUGAGUCUUCCAACUAGACACUCUGCAAAAAAAAGUGCAUUACUGUUUUAUUAGCGACCGGCUGCAGUACCAUGCCUGUGAGCCCAUGUGUAUAGUAUGAAGACCAAAUAGAGCUACACUGUUUCCUGGACCAAUGGGCCAGGAAUUGAUUUAGAGGCUUCCUUCAGUAGGUUCAAUCUAGAGUUUAUACAGUACAUGUACAUAGUAAAGUAUUUUUAUGAUUAACAAUGUAUUUUAAUAACAUAUCUACAGUGAACUGGCUUGUACAUUUUUUAAUUCUUACUCUGGAGCAACUAUUGCCUGAGCAGUUUUGUAAAUGCACUGGUAAUUGUACAAUACCUGCAUUCCAGAGUUUAAAAUGUUUACUGUACAUUUUUGUUCCCUUAAAGACUACCUGGGACCUGAUUCACUGAAAUUUAUCACUUCACUUUAAAAACACUUUCUUUUGUUAAUUUUCUUUGAGUCAUCUCCUUUGUUGGGUACAUAAAAUCACUUCACUCCAUUGAAGUGCUUCGAGGGUAAUCUUGGGUUUCUGGCACCUUAUCUGUGAUGUUUCUGUGGCAGUUGGAAUAGCUAACCAUUUAGUCACCUUGCCCUAAGCUUUCAUACUUGAAUAAAACCCAUUGAAGUCU